Xylona heveae TC161 is the source of this 2301-nucleotide messenger RNA. RefSeq names its product metalloreductase-like protein transmembrane component. Gene Ontology annotation, cellular component: plasma membrane. Lineage: Eukaryota; Fungi; Ascomycota; Xylonomycetes; Xylonales; Xylonaceae. The transcript has 3 exons. Gene Ontology annotation, biological process: iron ion transport; copper ion import; intracellular iron ion homeostasis. Gene Ontology annotation, molecular function: ferric-chelate reductase activity. The record is from RefSeq and is a predicted model, not a curated record. The coding region runs from base 1 to 2301 and encodes 766 amino acids.
AUGGGUCCAGCGACCUCCACAAAUCAGCUGGCUCGUUCAGCUGCCUCUAUCUUUAGAAGAAUCAACAUUCCAGUGACCUCAUCAAGUCCUCCUGGUCUAAUCGCAGCAAGUCAGCAAGACCCCUGGAGGAGUGCUGGGAGAUAUUCUCUAGGAUGGGUAUACUUUUGCAUCAUUCUUCUAGUCGCUACUGUGGCCGUCAGAAUCUACCAUAUGUGGACGGAUAUCAUACGAAAGGCGCUUUCCACCGAGAAAGCCUCGAGCGCAUCGGAGUACGAGCAUGGGUUGUCAAAUCUGCACACUGAGGCAAAGUAUUAUUUGUCCUCUAGUGAAAUCUCUGGCCGUCACAAGACGCAAUCAUCCGUGUCUUCAAUCGGGGCUCUCAACAGGACUAUAUCUUUCUCAAGAUGGAUAUUCUAUCGGCCUUUGCCCGUUUUUCGGGUAUGGAAUCAUCAUAUUGCACUUCCUUCACUGGCGGUGACUGCGCUUGUUGCUGCUGCUUUAAUUUUUGUGCCCCUUUACUGUUUUCUCCCGCGACCUCUUUACUAUGCAAGCAUUGCGUUUGGUUCUCCCCCAUUGGCGAUUCGUGCAGGAAUGAUCGCCAUAGCCAUGGUUCCAUGGAUCAUUGGAUUGAGUAUGAAGGCCAAUCUUAUCUCCUUCAUUACCGGCAUUGGGCAUGAAAGGCUUAAUGUUUUGCACCGCUGGGGCGGAUACCUGUGUCUUUUCCUUAGUCUGGUUCACACAAUUCCGUUCUACAUACAGCCUGUUUGGGAUCAAGGAGGAAUGGCAGUGUGGGGCUCCUUCUUCAAGGGUACCGUCAUCUAUGGAAGUGGCUGGGCCGCUCUCGCACCUCUUUUAUUUCUUUGCAUCUUCUCACAUCCAUUCUUCCGGUCAAGGCUGUAUGAAUUGUUUGUCAUACUGCAUGUGCCGGUCGCCAUCCUUUUUCUGGGAAUGCUUUUUUGGCACUGCGCAAACUAUCUUACCUCGUGGCGCUAUUUAUUUGCCACGCUUGCCAUCUGGCUCUUAUCAUAUGCACUCCGCGUCGUACUCUAUCUCAACUGGACUAAGCCGCGGAGGUUAUCGUGGCUGAUUGGAGAGGAAUGCGUUGUCACGAUUCUUCCAGAAAACGCCCUCAAGGUCAUCAUUCCAACAGAAAUGCGCUGGAAGCCGGGUCAGUACGUCUACCUACGCAUGCCAGGGAUUUCUAUAUUCGAAAACCACCCUUUUACUAUUGCGUCUCUUUGCAGCGAUGAUUUUCCCUCAGAGUAUGGUCCUCAAUUUCGGGACAUGGUACUGGUGUUUCGUCCUUUUGGCGGGUUCACUAGAAAGGUCCUUGAUGCUGCGCUCGCAAAGGGCCCGUACAAGACUUACAGAGCGUUUCUAGACGGGCCAUAUGGCGGCAUGCAACGACAACUUGCAUCAUUCAACCACGUUGUGCUCAUUGCCGGGGGCAGUGGUAUAACGACCAUCAUCAGCCAUCUUCUUCACCUUAUCAAGCUCAUGCGGGAUGGAAAGGCAGUCACCAAGACUGUGGAAAUAAUCUGGGCAAUGAAGCGACCAGACGUUUUGCAGUGGUUCCAACACGAGCUGAAAAUAUGCAGAGAACACGCUCCUCCUGGCUCGGUCCGGUGUCAGUUCUUCAUCACCGCAGCCAAGCGGCAAGGGCCCGAACCCAGCGCGCGCUCUUCGCAGAGACUCAGUGGAGUAUUUUACGACAGGAUUGGCGAGGCGCUUGAGGGGGUCGCCAAUAAAAGGAAUUCUGCCCUAAUUAGAGACGAACCUACAUACGACUUGAUGCAAGAAAAGGCAUCCCAUCAUGUUGGCCAACCAUCUCUGUCCUACCUGCAACCUUCGGACCCUCCACCUCACCCCUCCUACAACCUCCAAAUCCCAGCCCCAACACACCAUCGGCCCGGCCGCAAUCUCAACACCCACAAUCUCCAAAUCACGCCCCCACCACCGCCACCUCCUGCAAGAAAUUCUCGAAGCCUCGAUUUCGGAUUCCCUACUACUCCAACCAUGCUGGAGAAGAACCUAAUGCGCUUCGCCUUUCUUCCGGCAGCUACCGCGGCCGGCAGUAGACGCAAAGACGGCUGGACAACGGAAUACGGUCGUCCAGAUAUCUCCUACCUUUUGCGCGAAUCUGCCAGAGAUUUUGGCCGACGGACCUGUGUCUUUGUCUGCGGGCCCCCCAGCAUGCGAAUAGAUGUGGCCAGCACGGUGGCACGCCUGCAGCAGGAUGUCGUCUGGAAGAGUGCAGAUCGUGACGAGAUUUAUCUGCAUGCCGAGAAUUAUGCUGUUUGA